AUGCGCCUAACACCUUAUUUGAAACUACCCCAAAUUCAUGGAAAUUUAUCCCGACAGCUCCUUCGAUUCUCCACGAUUCUGGUUCAGAAUGAGGUCCAAACUCUAUCUUCUGCGCCCAUAUCACUUUCACAACUUGACAUGUAUACCUAUCUGUUGGAAGAAUGUUUGCAAUGCUGCAAGAAAUUGCGGGCAUGCCCCAAGUUCAAUGAAACGCCUAAGAGGCAGAUUGUUUCUUUUAAGGUCAACAAGUUAAUCCAUUCUCAGAGUGUGAAGUUUGGAAUCGCCUCAAAAGGAUUGCUCGGAAAUGCAAUUGUAGAUUUGUAUGCCAAAUGCGGUGAUGUGGAUUUUGCUGAGAAGGCAUUUCACCGGCUUGAGGAAAAGGAUUAUUUGGCUUGGAAUUCGAUUUUAUCUUUGUAUUCAAGUGGCGGGAUGUUUGGGGAAGUUCUUGAACGUUUCAACUCCAUGAGGGAUGGCCGAGUGGCGCCCAACCAGUUUACUUAUUCUAUUGUUUCUUCUGUUUGUGCUAGGUUCAGGAAUCUUGAGCUUGGGAAGCAAAUUCAUUGUUGUGUCAUAAAAAGUGGGUUUGAGUGUGAUUCAUUUUGUGGGGUUUCUUUGAUUGAUCUUUAUUCUAAGUGUGGGGUUUUGUUUGAUGCUAGAAGGGUAUUUGAUCUAUUGAUUCACCCUGACACGAUUUCUUGGACAGCAAUGAUUUCAGCCUAUGUUCUUGGAGGUUUUCCAGAGAGGGCGCUGGAAUGUUUUGAAGCAAUGCGGAGCAUGGGUCAUGUGCCUGACCAGGUGGCAUUUGGGACUGCAAUAAAUACAUGUAUUGGACUUAGAAGGCUUGAUGUUGCUUGGCGAUUAUUCUCAGAAAUGCCUCAUCGAAAUGUUGUCGCAUGGAAUGUGAUGAUAACUGGACAUUGCAAGCUUGGUUUUGAGAUGGAAGCCAUCACAAUAUUUCAGGAAAUGAUAAGAGAUGGUAUCAAACCAACACGAUCAACAUUGGGAAGUGUUCUUAGUGCUAUUGCAGGCAUGGCCAACAUUAAUUUUGGGGUUCAGGUUCAUGCAAAGUCAAUCAAGCUGGGUUUAGGUGCAAAUGUUUAUGUUGGCAGUUCAUUGGUUAGCAUGUAUGGCGGGUGUAAUGACAUGACAGCUGCAAAAGAAGCGUUUGAUGAGACUAAGGAAAAGAAUGUUGUUUUGUGGAAUGCAUUACUGAGAGGUUAUGCCCUAAAUGGUUGCCCUCGUGAAGUAGUGGAAUUAUUGAAGCGAAUGACACUUUCUGGUUUCCAACAUGAUGAAUUUACCUACACCAGUAUACUGAGUGCAUGUGCUAGUUUGGGUAACAAGGAAAUGGGGUGCCAAUUACACUCGCUGAUAAUUAAGAGAAAAUAUGCAUCUAAUUUAUAUGUUGGAAAUGCUUUGGUUGACAUGUAUGCGAAAUGUGGGGUGUUGGAGGAUGCCAAGAGACAGUUUGACCUGAUCGGAGAAAGGGACAAUGUGUCCUGGAAUGCCAUUAUUGUCGGGUAUGUCCAGGAAGAAGAAGAAGAAGAGGCUUUAAACAUGUUUCAUGCAAUGAUGUUGGAAGGGAUAUCACCAGAUGAAGUUUCCUUAGCAAGCAUACUUAGUGCUUGUGCUAAUUUACAUGCUCUAAACAAAGGAGAACAAAUACAUUGCUUCUUGAUUAAGUACGGUCUUGAGACAAGCCUUUAUUCUGGAAGUUCACUUAUUGACAUGUAUUCGAAGUGUGGGGUUGUUGGGGCUGCAGAAGAAGUUUUUUCUUGCAUGCCUGAAAGGACUGUCAUCUCGAUAAAUGCUUUAAUUUCUGGUUAUGCCCCAAGUGACCCAGGGAAGACAAUCAGCAUGUUUAGAUAUAUGCUCGUUCAGGGACUAAAACCUUCUGACGUCACAUUUGCUUGCCUUCUUGAUGCCUGUACUGAUUAUUCUACAAUCCACCUUGGUAGGCAAAUCCACUGUUUCAUUCUUAAGUUUGGAACCUCAAUCGUUGAUGAGUUCUUAGCUAUUUCUGUCCUACUAAUGUACUUGAAUUCACAAAGCAAAACAGAAGCUAUUGUUCUGUUCUCUGAGUUGCCCAAUCCAAAGAGCCCAAUUUUGUGGACUGCAUUAAUAUCAGGGCUUGCUCAAAAUGGUUUCAGUCAGGACGCAUUUAACUAUUAUCAUGAAAUGCGGUUAUGUGAUACCAUGCUUGAUCAAGCAACAUUUGCUAGCACCCUUAAAGCAUGCUCAGUAAGAGCUUCUUUGCAGGAUGGUAGGAAGAUUCAUUCGCUCAUUGUUCGAACUGGUUUUAGCAAAGAUGAACUUGUAAGCAGUGCCCUUCUUGACAUGUAUGCAAAAUGUGGGGAUGUUAGGAGUUCAGAGAACGUCUUUGCUGAAAUGGCUCAAAAAAAGGAUGUCAUACCUUGGAACUCGAUGAUAGUUGGAUAUGCGAAAAACGGUUUUGCAGAAAAUGCCUUGAGAACAUUUGAGGAAAUGAAAUGUAGAAAUAUAAUGCCUGAUGAAGUGACACUCCUGGGUAUCCUGACUGCUUGCAGUCAUUCAGGUAUGGUCACUGAAGGCCGACAAAUAUUCGACGAUCUGGUCAUCCAUUAUGGGGUUCAACCAAGAGCUGACCACUAUGCUUGUAUGGUUGAUGUUUAUGGACGAUGGGGCUUUUUAAAGGAGGCUGAGGAGUUCAUUGAGAAACUAAAACUUGAACCUGAUCCUAUGAUAUGGUCUACGUACCUCUCUGCAUGCAGAUUGCAUGGAGAUGAUAUACGAGGACUUCACGCAGCAAAGAAACUCAUUGAGUUGGAUCCCCAAAGUUCAUCCCUUUAUGUCCAGCUUUGUAAUAUGUAUGCAGCAUCAGGUAACUGGGAGGGAGUUAAUUCCUUGAGAAAGGAAAUGAUUGAAAAAGGAGUGAGAAAGUUGCCCGGAUGCACUUGGAUGUAG
Oldenlandia corymbosa var. corymbosa is the source of this 2943-nucleotide messenger RNA. NCBI's taxonomy places the organism in Eukaryota, Viridiplantae, Streptophyta, Magnoliopsida, Gentianales, Rubiaceae. The record is from the annotation of a GenBank genome assembly.